This is a messenger RNA of Branchiostoma floridae (Florida lancelet), 5436 nucleotides long. RefSeq names its product E3 ubiquitin-protein ligase RBBP6-like. Gene Ontology annotation, molecular function: nucleic acid binding; ubiquitin protein ligase activity; zinc ion binding. Bases 497 to 4702 code for a protein of 1401 amino acids. Gene Ontology annotation, biological process: mRNA processing; protein ubiquitination; ubiquitin-dependent protein catabolic process. The record is from RefSeq and is a predicted model, not a curated record. The transcript is spliced from 17 exons. Gene Ontology annotation, cellular component: nucleus. NCBI's taxonomy places the organism in Eukaryota, Metazoa, Chordata, Leptocardii, Amphioxiformes, Branchiostomatidae.
UGUCCUCGAAACGAACGUCACAGACGACAAGUUCGACAACAGCGAGGAAGACACAGUAUCUUGUUUAGCUGCCCACGUUUUGUCGAUCUGUGCGUUUGUUCCAGACAAGGCUUAGGUGUCCGUGAGAGAUUCAGACUUAAGUAUCAUCUUUUGAUCCACUGGAAUGUUUUGACAUUGUGAACAUGACCUGAAAAGUGAGAGAGGUGUAUUUUUGUCGACUGUUCUUUGUGUGGCAAGCUUGUCACAGUAUCCAACAUGGCGGAACUGCCUUUCUUUGUUGCAUCUUCUUGUUGAGGCUGGUGGUUUCCAAGAACAGGUUUGUUGUUAUCGUUAGUGUUUAAGAAACAAGCCCUGACUUUAAGCUUGUACUGGGAACUUGUAAGAAAACCGACGAGCGGUCGUGAGAGAUCUAGAAGACUCAUCUUGCAGUGGCACGUGCGAAGGUCUACAGCUAACUUGAGCUUCUAGAAAGGAAGGUCAUCACCAGAGGAUCACCAUGUCGUGUGUCCACUACAAGUUUCACAGUCAGCUGGACUACAGCAAAGUGACGUUUGACGGCUUGAACAUCUCCCUUGGGGACCUGAAGAAGGCCAUCCUGCUCCAGAAGAAGAUUGGGAAGAGUCCUGACUUUGACCUGCAGGUCACCAACGCACAGACCAAAGAAGAAUACAAGGAUGAGGUCAGCCUGAUCCCGAAGAAUUCAUCCGUGAUUGUCCGCAGGAUUCCACUCGGAGGUGCCGUCAAAACGAAAAUCCAACCAACGAGUACCAAUGUUGUAGCAGGUUCCAGCAUGAAGCCAAUGGACUUCCAACCUGGACCAAGCAAAUCAUCCAUGGGCAAGAUGACAGAUCUGGUCAGUGCUGAUGCCACGGAGGAUGAGAAAAUCAAGGCCAUGAUGUCACAGUCUACCAAAGACUAUGAUCCUUCAACGUAUGUGAGGAGACCAGGAAGGCCUUACCAGAACCACCAGGGACCCCCACCAUCCACCUACGUGUGCUUCCGCUGCCAGAAACCCGGCCACUUCAUCCGGGACUGCCCUGUGCCUCCUACGGAGGGAAACUACUUGGGCCCACGAGUGAAGCGGAGCACUGGCAUCCCACGGAGCUUCAUGACGACUGUGUCGGGUCCCGGGGCCAAGGGAGCCCUCCUCACAGCCACAGGAGAAUACGCAGUACCCACUAUAGAUGAGCAAGCCUACAAGGAGGGGAAGAAGGAGCGUCCCCCCUUCCUGCCGUCCCAGGAGCAGGAGGUGGUUCCAGAGGAGGACAACAGCAUCCCACAGGAGCUGCUGUGUAUGCUGUGUAAAGACCUGCUGUCUGAUGCCGUGGUCAUACCCUGCUGCGGCAACAGCUUCUGUGAUGAGUGUAUUCGUAACUCACUAUUGGAGUCAGAGGAACACGUCUGCCCAUCCUGCAAUGAGACGGGCGUCUCCCCAGACUCACUUAUCGCCAACAAAUUCCUUAGACAGGCUGUGACCAACUUUAAGAAUGAAACUGGCUACACAAAGGCAAAGUUGAAGAAACAAGAGGCUGUGCCUGACCCAACUCCAUCUAGACCUCCAGAUAAACCACAGGUGCAGCUGCCUCCCCCAGCAUCUACUGCUCCCUCCUCUUCAGGUGCAACAGGUGUUCCCAUAGCAACCAUCACCAAGACACCCAAUGUUGUGGGGCAGAAUCUGCAUUUUCUGAAUGACCACCCUCCUGGUCCACGACCUUCAGGCCCGCGACCUAUGGGUCCUCGAUCAGCUGGUCCUCGACCCCCGUUUGGACGUGGAAGGUUCCAAGGCCCAAGGCAUUCCAACUUUAAUCCUCGCUUCCGUGGGCCAAGGCCGCAUCGAGACUUCCAGCCCCGAGCCACGGAACCUAGACCAGACCUUCCCCCGAGAAUGCCACCCCCACCUCCGGUUAUUCCUCCCGGGCCAGGCAACAGCCCACCAUUUGUACCUGUAUCAUCAGCUGCACCUCCCCACCCCCCACCGUUCUUCCCCCCUCCCCCGGGACCAGGCAUGGUCCCCGGUCCCCCCCAGCCGCCAACCUUCCCCCCUGGUCAGCCUCCCCCUCCUGGGCUCACCCCACCCCAGGGGUUUCCUGGACAGCCACCUCCUGCACCCAACAGAGAUGGAGCAACAUCCAAAUUAGACAAGAUGACCAACGACUUUGCCAACGAGCUGGAGGCGUACAAGUUGCUCCGCCAGAAGCAGCGGCACCGCUCGGGCUCCCCGUCCCGGUCCUACAGUCGCUCUCCAUCUCACUCCUCCUGGUCAUCUUCCUCCAGCUCAGGAUCAUCCAAGUCUAGAUCUAGGUCCAGAUCAAGAUCCAGAUCUAGAUCAAAGUCACGGUCCAGGACGAGACCCCGUUCGCGGUCUCGAUCAAGGUCACGGUCCUUCUCUCGGUCGCCAAGACGUUCCAGAAGAUCGCCCAGAUUCAGACGAUCCUUCUCGCGAUCCCCUCCACCACGGUCGCGAUCACGUUCCCCACCGCGUCGUGGACGGAGGCGGUCCGCCGGGGCUCGUUACUCGCGCUCCCCCUCACCAAGGUCGCGCAGUAGGCACUACCCCCCUGCUCCACCGGGCUAUCCACCAGAUCUCUACUACUACGAUCCCUACUAUUACGAGCGUGCAGGAUUCCCUGGCUAUCCUCCUGGUCGUCCCAGAUCACCCUCUUUUGAUUACUACCGGGGACGUUCCCCUCCUCGAGGAAGAUCACCCCCUCCUUUCUACAGGUCCCGUUCGCCCCAUGCGCCUCCCUAUCCUUACUCAUACCCUUACCCUUACCCUCCUGAUUUCCCCCCACCCCCACAUGCACAUACAUCCUCCCCGUCAAGAAGGCCUCCGGACUCCAGCAGGCACCAUCCCCGCUCGUCCAGACCUGACAGAGACCGGGGGAGUCCUUCCAAGGAGGGUGAUGCUCGUAGAAAAGACAGGGACAGGAGGGAUAGAGGUUCUGCAGACAAGAGCAGGAAGGAGAAACCUUCAGCAGAACAGGAUGCCAAGAAGGAUAAAUCUACAGAUAAAACAGACAAAGAUGCUAGUGUUAGCAAGAAGGAGAAGUCCCCCACUGUUACUGAGAGCAAUGAGGGUAAAACUGAAGUGGAAGGGGAGCCAAAGGAGAAAGCAAACUCUCAGGUUAAGGAAGCUGAAGAAACAAAGGAUGUGAAGAAGUCACAUUCUCGGGAAAGACGCAGUAGAAGAAGUGGUAGGGAAGGCAGAGACAGGGACACAAGUGCGACAACAAGUCAAGACAGUGAAAACAAGGAUAAGGUUGAACCUGGUGCUAAUGUGGAAGCCAAGGAGGGCAGUGUCAGUAGUAGUAGUAGACAUAGACAUCAUCACAAACACAAGCGCAGACAUAGUAGACGGAACCCAGAAGUCCCCGUUGAAACCGAAAGUGCUGCUAAAGUUGAAUCAACUGCUCAGAAACAAGAUGUAGAACAUGAAGCAGAGGUCAGGAAAGCUGAAGUUGCUGUCGGAGAAAAAGUUGCUCCGCCAAAGGAAAAGGAAAUUGCCCUGUCAAAGGAAAAGGAAGUUGCCCUGCGGAAGGAAAAGGAAGUUGCUCCAGUAUCCUCCACUGAACCUGCUCCAGAGGAACCUACUGUGAAGAAAGCCAAGGAGGAAGUAGGGGAUGCAAAACCCUCAAAGGAAAGCCGCUCCCACAGACAGCACAAACACGCCUCCAGUAAAACGUCUCACGACAAACAUGCUAGUAAGAGAAAGAGAAAAGAAAGCAAACCAGACAGCAGCAGGGUCGAACUAGAAGCCAACGGUGGUGUUCAAUCAGAUAUGUCCUCAGAAGUUGCUGCAAAGGAUGACAAAAAGAAGGAGAAAAAACAGGAAGAGAAGGCUAGGAUUAAAGUCGAUCCUCCAGAACCUGUCCCCACAAAAAAGGUCAAGGUUGAAAGGUCAGAUGAUGAAAAGUGGAAGGAGAGAAAGGUCAAGCUAGAAAGGUCUGACGACGAAAGGUGGAAGGAGAAGGCUCGCAGUGUGGUGAAGCUGAAAGAGGACAUGCCUAGCAGCUCCGAGGCGCCUCCUGCCAAAGAGAAGGUUAAGAAAGAGAAGACGACCAAGAGGAAGGUGACGGUGAUGUCAGACACGAUCGCCUCCUCCUCGUCUCUGGUGGGCUACUCCAGUGCCAGUUCCACAGGAGGGUCACCUGCCAAGAAAAAGGCCAGAGCAGAGGCCAUGGGACUUAGCAGGACUGUGCAGUUGAAGACCACCAGUGCCAGCCCUACCGUAGUGAAGAAAGAUGUCCAAGUUGCUCCUGCCUCCAGCACUUCAGCAGAAGAGAUGAUAACCAUCACCUUACCUCUGUCCAAGUGGGAGCGGGACGACUUCGAUUCCGAGGGCACAAACACACCUUCACGGCUGUCCCCAGUCAAGGACUACACGCAUGAGGAGGCAGAGUUCGAGCCAGACUACAGCGUCUCAAGUUCUGAAUCUGAGAGUGAGGAGGGAGACACCGCCACAGACGCAGGCUCUCAGGCACCUGACCAGGCUACCUCGGCCAGCCCCAGUCCGCCAGGGAGCCCCAAGCACAAAAAGAAGCACAAGAAAAACAAGAAGAAACACAAGAAGGAGAAAAAGGCAGAGAGUAGUACUAAGAAGCACAAACACAAGAAAAAGAAAACCAAACAUAAGCACAAAGACAAGGACAAAUCAAAGAAUAAAGAUAGUUCCUCGAAGGUCAAGUCCAUUGUGAAAGCGUAGAACUGUGAACGGAUUUGUUAUGAUGAUCAAGAUAAGUGCCAAUCUAUAUUUGGAAAAUUAUACCACCUGUGGCUGCCCUCUUUAAAACCUUCCUGUGUAAGUGCAAGCAAGCGAAAAUGCCUACUGCUUGCUAUGGUGGGUUUUGUGCAAGGAGAGAAAAAAGGAGGCUAAACCAACAAGGUAGAAACUUUGAUGGUCACAAGUAACUGCCAAUAUCUAUUGUUCCAUUGCUUUGUCUAAAAGUAUUUGUUAGAUUUGAAAAAAAAAUUAAAGUUAGUUGAAUGUGCAUUCACCAGGUGUAUUUAGUAUGCACUUAUUACUAAAGGCAAUGGAUGAGACGAGUCAAAGCUAAUUAAUACUGCCAUGUAGACUGGUACAGUCCCAAGCCUCAUUUGAUCUUCCUGAGUUUACCAAGUAUUUCAGAUGAUGGGGUCAAUGUUUGCCAUGCUGCUGAGGAGUAUGAUACUAUGAACAUGGAUAAUUUCCUUUGUAGUUUGUAAAAAUGAAUGAAUUUUGGUUUGUAUCACUUUGCAAUUUGAGUUGGAAGAUGUAAAAGUUGCUCAGUAACUCCAAUGCAGUCUUCUAGUAAGUACAGUACAGCAUGUCUUGAAAGACUUGUAUAUACUUCUUCAGUUAAUUUUUGAUAAGAAAACCAAGGCAAUCCUCAGAGAAGAGGAAAGAACCUUUCUUCUGUCAAUUCAAGUGGAUGAAUGUAAAUAAAUGGAUGAACUGUA